Molecule: messenger RNA, 3024 nt
Organism: Ascochyta rabiei
Lineage: Eukaryota; Fungi; Ascomycota; Dothideomycetes; Pleosporales; Didymellaceae
Product: DNA helicase
Exons: 1
Coding region: 1-3024 (1007 amino acids)
Biological process (GO): recombinational repair
Cellular component (GO): nucleus
Molecular function (GO): ATP binding; hydrolase activity; 3'-5' DNA helicase activity
Source: RefSeq, a predicted model, not a curated record
AUGGAUGCCCUUUUGGAGGGCCUGAACGAAGCGCAAAAAGAUGCAGUCACGAGCCCUGCUGGUGUGCUCCAAGUGCUGGCGCCACCUGGAUCGGGCAAAACGAAGACGCUGACGGCGCGCGUCGCGUAUCAUGUUAUCCACGAACGUUUACAGCCAUGGAACAUCAUUGUCUGCACCUUCACAAUCAAGGCGGCUCGGGAGAUGAAGGAGAGAAUCAAGGGUUUUGUUGGCGAAAAACUUGAAGCAAAACUCAUUCUGGGCACUUUCCAUUCAGUUGCGCGUCGAUUCCUGUCUCGGUACGGCCAGGAAAUUGGCAUCGACAAGAACUUCGGUAUUACAGACACUGAUGACAGCAAGGCGAUCAUCAAGCGCAUCGUGAAUCGCUACCAGUACAUGGUCGAACCAGGGCACGCUCGGUCCAGGAUUUCAAGCUUGAAAGCGAAGGGCGUCUCGGCUGAGGACUUCGCUGCGACCAAGAAGAAGGCUGAGGAUAGCGAAUUCUCCCAAAUAUACUCUUCCUAUCAGGAACACCUCAAAGCUUCGAAUCUACUGGAUUACGAUGAUCUUCUCAUCCGCUGUGUAGACUUACUACGACAACAUCCAUCAUGUGUUUCUACCAUUCAAGCCGUGCUCAUCGACGAAUACCAAGACACAAAUAACAUUCAGUACGAGCUGAUGAAGCUUCUGGCACAGAAGAUGCAACGGAUCACCAUUGUAGGAGACCCGGAUCAGAGCAUCUAUAGCUUCCGUGCUGCCGAGAUCAAGAAUCUGCUUCGAAUGCGCGUAGACUACCCUGAAGCUAUUGUCAUUAAUCUCGAAAAUAACUACCGGUCUGCUGGUUCGAUUCUCAGCGCUGCGCUCGCUGUCAUCGAGCAGGAUGACAGCCGACCAGAGAAGGCACUUAUUGCCACUCACUGUGUUGGCGAACAGCCGACGCUUCGCCAUCUUGCUACUGCGAACGUUGAAGCGCAGUGGGUCGUUGACGAGAUCAAGCGAACGCAAAUUCUCAGCGCUGGAUUGCUUACUUACAACGACUACGCAAUUCUACUCCGCUCGGCAGCGCUCUCUCUGUCGAUCGAGCGCGAACUCGGACGAGCUGGCAUCCCUUACAAGAUGGUGGGAGGCAAGCGCUUCUUCGACAGAGCCGAGAUCAAGAUAAUUCUAAGUUAUCUGCGAGUCAUUAACAACCCCGACAACAAUGAUGCGAUUGUUAAUGUCAUCAACAUGCCCUCCCGCAAGAUAGGAGACCGAACAAUCAAAGCUCUGCUGGAAGAAGCAGAAGUUCGAAAGGUGCCUUUAUGGGCUCUGGUACAGGAUAUUGCACAGAGCAGAAAGAACCCCGUUACCCAAUUAUCAGCACCAGCGAAACAGGGUAUUACACUGUUUUUCAGGCUCAUCUACACAGCGCGCGAGAAGCUUGAGCCUUCUCAAGGCGAGCCGUGGAGCCUUCUCGAUCUUAUCACGCAUGUCUUCAAUCAAACGGCGUUCGAGGCGUAUCUAAAACAGACGUACAAGGAAAACUGGAAAGACCGACUGGCCAACGUUGACGAACUAAUCGCACAAGCAACACAAAUGGCGACUGCAAUCACAAACGGUGAAACAGGCGUCGAUGACGCCUUGCCUGAAGUGGAAGGCAUCGCCCAGCGUCCAGACAGCCCGGCUGAUGUUCUCUCCAAGUUCCUAGUCAACGUUGCGCUUGCGACCGAGGUAGAGAGGGAGAACGGCGAGGAAGUAUGUCAGGUCACAAUUUCGACAAUCCACGCAGCUAAAGGCCUCGAAUGGCCCAUCGUCUUCAUACCUGCAGUCUACAAUGGAUCCCUCCCGCAUUCCAGAGCGGACGAUCACGAUGAGGAGCGAAGGUUGCUAUACGUUGGCAUGACGCGUGCAAAGGCGCUAUUGUAUCUCAGUUGCCCAAUGCGAUCGUCUGGCCAGGAAGAAACCAAGCUGUCGAGAUUCGUGGAUGAUAGUAGUCUCGAGAAGUUCUUUAGUCCGCGUGGCCCAGAUCUUGCAUUCAAACGAAGCACUAUACCUGACAUCGCACGCAUCCUUGGCAGACGCUGUCCUGAGUCCCCUCAGCUUGCUGUUGCUCGUACACUACUGGAGCGCCUAGAAGACGACAAAUACCCUGCAACAAGAAAUGAGAUAGAUGGCGUACCAGCAUCAUACGGCACAGAAUACAUAGGGUGGAACCAUGACAGGCAAGAUGCCAACAACAAACGAAGAAAAGUUGAGGCUCUUGACAAAUUACGUUCAACACGCGUUCUAGGCGCACGUGUCGGUGUUCAGGACCACAACCUCAUAGCGACGACGAGCUUUCAGUCUACCAACGGCUUCCUAAGCGCCAAGGACCUACAAAACGUACAGCAAGAACUACAACGACUUGACCAGGAUGAUGGAAACAGCAAGCCGACCUAUAACGAGGUCAGAAGACUGGGCGAGAAUCCGACACAAGGCAGAAGACCUAAACCUCGAGCAGCAGGCCAGGGUGCUAUUACAAGCUUUUUCAAGGGUGCAGGUAGGACAGUCUCUGAAACACCGGAGCCAGCACCACUUUUUGAAGAGCGUUCGCUCAAGCGAUCGCAAUCAUCACUGUCAGGCCUCGCACCGCUCAAUGACGUCUCCAACGCUCAGCAACCAGCUUCACGGUCACGGCCAUUCCAGCCGCUGUCGGUACCCAAACGAACGCUGCACAACCGGCCAAUGGUCGGCAAGCCCAGAAGAGCAGAUGAAGAGUCUGAUGCAGAGAGUGCACGACAUGCACUCUGCUCAAGCUCGCCCUCCAAGCCAGACAGCAAAGAGAUAAUCACUCUCUCGGACGACGAUAGUGAUGUACAAGAGAUUGACAAGUCGGUAAAGGCUGGAACUAUGUCUACGGGUGGGUUCAGGCCAGCUUCGACCUUCCACACGACAUCGAUGAGCGUGGUGCAGAACCAGCAAGCUCAGCGUAGAACCCUGGGCGCAAGAAGGACCAUGCAGGGCUGGAGUGUGAAGCAUACGAGCAUGCCGAAGCCGCGACAGCAGUGA